UUUAAAAAAUUUUUUAAAAUUAAUUUAGAACAUUUUUCUAUGGUUACAAGAUUCAUGUUCUUUUCCUGCCCUCCUUUAGCAGACACUCAAUUCCUCUGGUUUUACAUGUGUCAUUGAUCAAGACCCAUUUCCAUACCAUUGAUAUUUGCGCUAGGCUGAUCAUUAAAAGUCUAUAUUAUAUCCCCAAUCAUAUCCCCAUUGACCCUUGUGAUCGAGCAGUUGCUUUUCUUCUGUGUUUCUGUUCCCACAGUUCUUCUUUUGGGGUUUUCUUGGUAGAGAUACUGGAGUAGUUUGCCAUUUGCUUCUCUGGCUACUUUUACAGAUGAGGACACUGAGGCAAACAGGGUUAAGUCACACAGCCAGGAAAUGUCUGAGGCUAGAUUUGAACUCAGGAAGAUGAGUUCCUGACUUCAGGCCUGGCUCUCUAUCUGUUGUGCCACCUAGCUGCUUUAUUGCUAGAUCAAAAUAUUGGCAUGGUUCAAUGCCUUUUGGUCGGUUACAAUGUGCUUUCCAAAAUGGUUAGACCAAUUCACAGCUCCACUAACUAUGUACCAGUGGACUUGAUUUCUCGCAGACCCUCCAACAAAUGAUAUUUUUCUUUUUUUUUGGUCAGCUCUAUUAAUCUGAAAGGUGAGUAUGUAAAAGAAACAAAAUCUCAGAAUUACUUAAAUUUGAAUCUCUCUAGUUAAUAGUGAUUUGGAGCAUCUUUUCAUAUAGCUGUUGAUUACCUGAAUUUCUUCCUUUGGGAAGUACCUGUUCAUACUUUGACUAGUGAUUAAUUGAGGAGUGACUGUCUUUCUUACAUAUGGUUUCCUAAAAAUCUUAGCACAGUUGGAAGCUGUAAUAAGCUUAAAAAUGCACGAUACCCUUUGGGACAUUUUCCAUAUUCAACUUUGUUCCUUAUGUGUCUUGAAUAUCUGAUUUUUAGAAGAUAAGCUCCUGCAAAGAAUUUCUCCAAUUCACCAUUUCACUUCUAAUUUUAAUCGCAUUGGUUCUAUUGUGCAAAACCAGUUCAAUUUUAUGAAAUCAGAAUGACUUAUUCUGCCUUCUGUGAUGCUCUUCUUCCCCCCACCUCCAUUGUAGAAGGCAUUUUCUUUCUUGCUCUUCUAAUUCUCCCCAUGAUCUGAACCUCUCUAUCUAGGCCAUGUUGAGGCUUGUUGUGCCAUAUGGUAUGAAGCUUGGUCUUUUCCUACUUUUUUGCUAGGCUGUUUUCAACAGUUUUUUCCCCCCUAAUAAUGAAUCCCAAUAGUUGUAGUCUGUGGAUUUAUGAAACUCUAGGCUAUACUCAUUUGUCUUCUCUAUGUUGUAUACCUAAUCUGUUCCACUUAUGAAGUUUUCCAUUUUUUAGCCACCAUUAAAUAAGUUUGAUUAUUGCUUUGUCAGGCUUUUUGAGACUGGGUACUGCUAGAUCCACUUUCUUAUCAUUUUUCCCCUAUUCGUUCCCUUGAAAACCUCCAUAAUUUGCUUUGGAAAAUGAGUUGUCUUAUUCCUUCCUAUCUAAAGUAAUUUAUUGUUUGGCGAUUUGGGUAGUAUUGUCAUUUUUAUUAUACUGACACAGUCCAACCAGGGACAAUUACUAUCUCUCCACUUGCUUAAAUCCAUCUUUAUUUUUGAGAAGUAUUUAAUAGUCAUGUUCAUCUAUUUCCUAUGUAUGCCUUCAUAGGUGGAUCCCCAAGUAUUUUAUACAUUUUUACUUGUUUCAAAUUAAAUUUCUCUUUCCAUCUCUUUCUGUUGGACUUUGCUAGCAAUCCUUAGAAGGGCUGGUUAUUUGUGUGGAUUUAUUUCAUAUUGUACCUUGCCAAAGUUAUUAUUUCAAGUAAUAUUUUAUUUGGCUCUGUAGGGUUCUUUGAUAACACCUUUAUAUCAUCUACAAGAUAAAAUACUUCUGUUUCCUCUGCCUCAGUUUAUUCUCCAAAUUUAUUUUUCUUAGUAGCUAACUUUUUUGUGUUAUGUUAAAUUUAUAGUUUUGUUUUUAUUGUUCCAUCGUUUUCAGUCAUGUCAACCUCUUUGAUCCCAUUUAGAGUUUUCUUGACAAAGAUACUGGAGUGGUUUGCUAUUUCCUUCUCUAGCUCAUUUUACAGAUGAGGAAACUGAGGCAAACAGGGUUAAGUGCCCUGCCCCAGGUCACACAUCUAGUUAAUUGUUUGAGCCUAGAUUUGAACUUGGGAAGGUUCAUCUUCUAGCCUCCAGAGUCAGCACUCUAUCCACUGCACCACCUAUAGUAAUAGUAGUAAUAAUGAAUGUCUGUGCUUUACUCCGAUUUUACUGCUAAGCCCUCUAAUUUAUGGCUCUUGGUUAAAAAUUCCUUCACAGCAAAGCUCCUGUGUGUCUGUGCUGGCUAACACGGUAUGUCCAUUUUUAUUAUUUAAAAAUAUGCUAUCAGAAGCUCUUUCUGCCUUGAUUUCCUUGUGAAUCUGUUACAUUACCUUCUAGUCCUUCUCUAAAGUGUACUGAAAUGCUCGGGCAAGUUUAUAUUUUUUUUUUAGUUCACUGUGUGAUUUUUUGUGACUUUAUAUUAUGGUGAAUGUUUACAUCAUGUUUGUAGUUUUCCCAAUACUGAACCAACUUUGCAUUGCUGGUGGGCUGCAAGUGUAACACGGGAAAGGAAGAUGGACAAGCAAGCAUCCUUACGGAAGGGAAGGUGGAAGAGAGGAGGAGGCUAAACUGAAUCAAGGACAUUGAUUUGAUUGAGGGAAGGCUCUGUUCAGCCCGGGACACGGGACCUGUGCCUUGAAGGCUGCUAAGGCUCCCAAGAGGGCAAUAGUCUAGAGAGGUCCAAGGCUGAAUGCUCGGGAAUGGCGCCUUCACCACCCCAUUCCUGGGGAACGUGCUGAUUGGAUUGCCUUGGAGCAAUCCCUGGAGAGAUGAGUUUGAAUGAAGGCUCCACGGGCGUCCCAGCGCAGUUUGUGUUCCACAUCCCGUACAGAGGAGUCUGAUGAGUGCUGGUCCAGUUAAUUGGCCCCUCUCCCUCCGGAGAUAUCAUGAUUGAGUCUGGAGUGUGUCCCAGGCUCCGGGUGGCGAAAGGGCAAUCACAGGAAGGGUGAAAGUGGACCGUUAUCAGGUCCGUCUCCUUGAGGGUGCGUCUGUGGUGAUGGGAUGCAAGCUUUGAGGUAGGGCCGGUUGUCCUGGGUUACGUGUGUGGGAAUUAGACACACAAGUGCCACCCAGACUCCUUGGUACGCUGGGCGCUCCCCCAGGCUGCGUCAGGUGGAGGCUGAGGGGUGCCCUGACGUUAGAGCCCAGGCUCGGGGCUGGGGAGCGAGGUGCCGGAGAGAAGCUGACAGCCAUGUUGGCUCUCCCUGCCUAGAGUGGCGCUCCCAAGGAGCCUGGAAGAUGCUUUGGUACGUCUCCACCACAGGCCGGCUCUGCCUCUGCGCCCUCCCUCUGAGCCACUGGCCGCCCAGAGAGAUGCCCUCCGGAGGAGUCCCGGCAUCCCCAUCCUCCUCCUCCGCCGCCUCCGCCUCCUCACCGCUGGGGCUGACCUACCUUGGAGCAGGCUGACAGAUGUGGUCCCCCCUCCCCUCCUAUUCCCUCGGAGGGAGCAGAAGGAGUGGGAGCGAGUGAACAUGGCUGCAGCGCGCCUGGCUUGAGCUGGCUGCGAUCCUUUUAAAUGACCGCAGCCGGAGGAUUCCGAAGCUGUACAGAGACGGAGAUUGCUUCCCCCGGCUUCAUCAACUCCACCCUGAGCCCGCCGGCCGCGGCCCAGAGGCCCUGCGACAUCACCCUGCUCACCCUGCUGCUGCUGGGCUCCUACAGCCUUUGUCUGGCGCCUUUGUUCGCAGCCGUCACCGGGAGAAGAAGUGCCUCCAGGAAGAGCGUGUCCCCCAGCCUGGUGGCCGUGCUGAGCUCAGUUGAAAAGGGUAAACAGAGGCACCCUCGGACGCCGUGUGGCCAGCCCCAGUCUUCUCCCGAUCCCCCCUCUACUGAAAAGGCGCAAGGAUUGGCCUCCUACCGGACAAAAUGUGAGCAUCAAGACAAGGUCAUCCUGCACCUCAAGCAGCUGCUUGCGGAAGGGAACCACAAGGUGGAAGCCUUGGCCGUGGUCAUCCAGCACCUGCUGGCAGAGAGGGAAGACGCUCUGAAACACCACCAAGCACUAUCGCAGGAGCUGCUCAGCCUCCGGGGAGAGCUGGUCACCGCUUCGGCCACCUUCGAGAAGGCCCGGAUUGAGCUGGAGACCACGUGCCAGGCCUUUGUGGACAAGCUCAACCAGCAGCACCUGGCCGAGUUGGCGGAGCUGGAGAGCCAGCUGAAGGAGCGCUACGCGGGCGAGUGUGAGCGGCUGCAGAGUGUGUGCGUGCAGGAGGUCCAGAAGUACCAGGCCCAGCUGCAGAGCCAGGUCGAUCACUUACACGCUGCCCACGAGGCCUUCAAACUGGAAAUAGAGUCCAGCCAUUCGGAGCAGGUGGAUUUGCUGAAGAAGACCUACGAAGCGUCUCUCACAGAAAUCAGGGAGUGCCGUGACCUGGAAAAGAAGUCCUUCUCGGAGAAGCACGAGUCUCUGCAGAAAGAGAUCCAGGAGCUGAAAAGCAAGAAUGACGCUCUGAAAGAGAAGCUUCAAUUGGAGGAGCAGAAAGCGGCUUCCAGAGACACGGCCGCCCUGAAGAACCCGCAGGUCAUGUAUCUGGAGCGGGAGUUGGAGAGCCUCAAGGCCGUGCUGGAGAUUAAGAAUGAGAAGCUCCACCAGCAGGACGUCAAACUGCUCCAGAUGGAGAAGCUGGUGGAUAGCAACACUGCCCUGGUAGACAAGUUGAAGAGGGUCCAGCAGGAGAAGGAGGACCUGCAAGCCCGAAUGGACAAGCACAUGGCCAUCUCCAGGCAACUCUCCAGUGAGCAGGUGGUGUUGCAGGAGUCCCUGGAAAAGGAGUCCAAGGUCAACAAGAGGUUGUCUAUGGAGAACGAGGAGCUGCUGUGGAAGCUCCACAACGGGGACCUGUGCAGCUCCAAGAAGUCACCCCCAUCCGUGGCAUCAGCAGCGGUGGGGGUGCUGCCUCUCUCUUCCCCAAGGAACUCAGCAUCCUUCCCCAGCCCCACAGGCUCCCCCAGAUGACCCCUCCGCAGCAUGGGCACACAGCUGCUUGAGCGCUCUCCGGCUGCCCAAGGAAGACUUAGGCCAGCGAGGGGGGGAGGGAGGGCACCGGGAGGGCACUCAGGUGGCCAGCUUGGCCCUCCAGCCCACGGACUCAGGGGUGCCUGGCUUCAGGGAGGGCCGUUACUGCACAGAGCACUUGGCGAGCCAGACCAGUCUUGCUUGCUGCCUUUCUCUCCCCCAUCAGGGGAGAACCAGCUCAGGGGCCUCUUCACUAGGGUAGAACUUUCCUCAGGUUCCUGGCACAGACCUUUCUUUGCCUUUGGGCCACGGAGGUGUGGCAAUGGGGUGGCACUAGAGGGGACUCAGAGCAGGGGGCGGGGAGGGGCUGGGAACUAACUGGUGGCUGCUUCUGGGGAGGAGGAAGACCUCGCUGCCUUCUGGGAGGGAUGGGGACCCGGCCCUUCAAAUUGGAAGCCCAGUUCAGGGGUUUUCAAUGGCUCCCACCUCCGAGAUAACACAAGCCACCGACUUCUGGUUCCUGUUCUUAGCUGUAGGGGGCGGCUCUCUACAGCAUAUCCCUGAAUCCCUCUUUUGGGUCCUGGGACGGAAGAAGGGCAGGGAUCCUCCUUUGAACUUGCUCUGGGGAGUCACUCCUAGAUAGGAGCUGCCUCUUCCCCCUCUCCCCUCUCCUCCAAAGCCCUGCUGGAAGACUUCUACCUUUUUUUCUGUGAGAGGAAGGUGAGGGAUGGACUCGCCCACAACCAACCCAUUUUCUGGGCACUAAAGCUAUUUCCAAAAGAAAGAAGCCAACCAAGGCCAGAAUCUGACCACAUGAACUAUUGAAGAACCCAGCAGCAGAUCAUCUGGGGGCUUGGCAAAGUAUAAUCACUGACUAGUGAAGCUUGAGAGGAAUUCUGGGGAGAGGGCAGAGGUGCAGAAACCAUAGUGUUGUACUCCCAGUUACAGCUUUCUGACUUCCAAAAGAAACAUUCCCCAGACCCCCCUCCCCCCAGCCACUGCCUCCAUCCCUGGUGACCUCGGAGGCAGGAAGUGUGGGGUUGUAGCACUCUUUGUCUUUGAAUCAUUGCCACCAGUGAACCAGGAACCUCCAGGCAGCUGCCAUGUGGACUUUGGACACUAGGGGGCGAGGCGCAGUUGAGGUGGCAUGUUGAUUUGUAACAAGUGCUUCUGUCUCAUGUCUUUACUCUCCAAUGCUCUGUUGUAUGUGUAAUCUCUUCUUUUUUAGGGAAAGCCAACUCCCUUUGGGCUCCCUUUGGGAACUGCUGGUGUGUCAUGCUUCCCAGGACAGGGGAGGCUGCCAGGGAACUCAGGGGGCUUGGGACAUAAAUGUGUUCUACUCUAGAGAGAUGGGAGAUGGCAACAGAAGGGGAGGAGGAGAAUAGCUCUUUGAAGAUGCUUUCCCAGGCCCAUAUGGUGGGAUGGUGCUGAGAAGAGGCAGGGGGCUAGCUGGGCAGAAUCAGACUGAGACUCAGCCAGGGAUGAGCCCCCCAGUCUCAUAGCCCUUCCCACAUCCAUGUCUUCCACCUCUCUCAGCCCCCAUCCCCUGGGAUUUAGAGGCUCAGAACCCCCUAUGCUGGUAUUCUGGAUGCAGCCCUGAAAGGUGGCCCUCCCCAGGGGCCAGAAUUGGACCUUCUCAGCCAGCUGGUCCUUUUGGAGGUUCCAUUUAUUUGAAUUGGGGGGGCUGGGACUCAGGAAGAAACUGAUGUGUUUUAAAUUGUGUUAAAAUAAUAAAUAAAAAUUUUACUUCACA
This is a messenger RNA of Monodelphis domestica (gray short-tailed opossum), 6803 nucleotides long. NCBI's taxonomy places the organism in Eukaryota, Metazoa, Chordata, Mammalia, Didelphimorphia, Didelphidae. The record is from RefSeq and is a predicted model, not a curated record.